ACCCUGGAAAGCGUCCUAAUCGCUCAGAGCGCCACCUUGUCCACUCUAAAUGCUUGGCUGCAGUCUCAGUCACUCAUCUUUCAAAUCCUGAGCAACGCACAGGGGGUGACACUCCUGGCACCAAGCAACAAUGCGCUCAACCAAAUGUUCGGCACGUCGCUCUCCAGUGAGCUGGCCUCGGACCCCAACUUCCUCACGGCCUUCCUAGCCUACCACGCCCUGGACGGCGUCUACUUGGUUUCGAACCUGUCCAACACCAAGUCCACAUCGAUUCCGACGUUCCUAAACGUGGCGGCGUACUCCAACGUGAGCGGUGGACAGGUAGUCCGUACACUGUCCCAGAACGGCUCUGUGACCCUCGUUACCGGCAACAACAUGCAGUCCAACCUCCAGCCAUAUGACUACAACUACGUUGGCGGCACUGUGCACAUCAUCGACUCAGUUCUCUCCAUCCCGGGCAACUUGACCAAUACCCUCAUCGCCGGGGGGCUUACGGCCGCGGUGGGCGCGCUGCGCCGGGCGGGCGUCGAGGCGUCGAUCAACGCGGCCGCAGACGUGACCGUGUUCGUGCCCAACAACGACGCCUUCAACGCCAUUGGUAGCCUCGUCAGCUCCAUGACGCUCGAGCAGCUGACGACGGUCCUCAACUACCACGUCGUCCAGGGCAAGGUGCUCUAUAGCGAGCUGAUCUCGGGCGGCAGCGAGACGACAGUGGAGGGCGCCGGCGUCAACUUCCGGGUCCAGAAUGGGGCGCUAUUUGUCAACAGCGCGAGGGUGGUGGCAUCAGAUAUCCUGGUGGCCAACGGGGUCGUGCACAUUGUGGAUGGGGUGCUGAAUCCGGCCAACACCACUGCCACGCCUGACCCCGACGCCGCCACGCAGCCGCCUGCCUUCAACGGGGCAAGCAGCGCGACCGGCGGGGUGCCGUUCACGUCGGCAGUUGCCAGUACCACGACGGUUAGCGUGAGCAGCACCCCGACUGCCAGCUUCCGUCAUCCGUCUCCUGUUCAGGGAGCUGCUCCG
This is a messenger RNA of Thermothelomyces thermophilus ATCC 42464, 1023 nucleotides long. RefSeq lists its product as uncharacterized. The record is from RefSeq and is a predicted model, not a curated record. The transcript has 3 exons. The annotation marks the transcript as partial. NCBI's taxonomy places the organism in Eukaryota, Fungi, Ascomycota, Sordariomycetes, Sordariales, Chaetomiaceae.